AUGGUAGCGGCAGUAGUGGCGGUGGCGGUGGCCGACGGCCAGGCGGCAGUGAAGGGCGAGGCGCUCGGCGGGUGGACAGUGGUGGACACGCGCGAGACGACGGAUCCGUACACCCGCGGGCUGAUGUGGGGCAAGGCUGGGCGGGAGGCGUAUUUUGCAGCAAGGACGACGUUUGAAGCGGUGACACUCGAGACGACGGGCAAGACGCUGGGCUUCUUUGAGGCCGCAGCGGUGGAGUUGUACAUGGACAAGAUCCCUGCCGAGCUCUUGGCGGAGAUCAAAGGCAUUGCCGACGGCAUCGGUGUGACUCCCGAAGAGAUUGUGGGCUGGAACUCGUACAUCGAGAUGACCGGCUCGUGGUGGCCGACACAGGCUCCGCAUCUCAACAUGCACAUGCGCAACUCGCACUGCUCGGCCUUUGUGGCCACAGGCUCGGCCACCGCAGACGGCGGCGUGGUCAUCGGCCACACCACCUUUUUGGAGUUUUGGUCCGGCCAGUACUUUACCUGGGUCUACAAGCUCGCAACCACAGCCGCCGCUGGUGAGAUUGUUAUGCAGACAAUGCCCGGCUACGUCGCCUCCAUGUCCGACUGGUGGCUGACUGGCGCCGGCCUCGCCGUCGUCGAGACGACCAUCGCCAACUUUUACGGCUACGACCCGUCCGGCAUGCCCGAGUGGGUCCGUGCCCGUCUCGCUGCCGAGAGCGCCGUCGACAUUGCCUCCUUUGUCGCUGCCCUCGACAACGGCAACAACGGUGGGUACGCCUCCAUGUGGCUCGUCGCCGACAUUAAGACCGGCGAGAUCGCCCGCUUCGAGCAGGGCCUCAAGUACACCUCGCUCGCCACCCUCACUGAUGGUGUCUUCACCGGAGCCAACGUCGCCGAGGACCCGCGCAUCCGCAAUCUCGAGUGCUUCGACUCGGGCUACUCGGACGUCCGCGCCAACACCGGCGCUCGCCGCGUCGUCUGGUCCAUGCUCGUCGACGAGCACUAUGGCAACAUCACCACUGCCCAGUACCUCUCCGACCCCACCGCGGUCUGGGCCGUCCCGUUCUUCCCGGCAGGAUCCACAGAUGCCAAGGUCGCCAACGCCACCGACAUUGCCGCCCUCGCCUUUCACGCCCGCACCGGCCGCGCCAACGGCUUCGCCUUUGACGCCGCAGCCUACUACGCCGACCAUCCGCAGUGGGCCUGGCUCGCCCCGCAUCUUCUCGAUCGCCCCUCGCAGCCAAUGGUGUACAUCGCGUAG
Molecule: messenger RNA, 1248 nt
Organism: Thecamonas trahens ATCC 50062
Lineage: Eukaryota; Apusomonadida; Apusomonadidae
Product: peptidase C45
Exons: 2
Coding region: 1-1248 (415 amino acids)
Biological process (GO): phospholipid catabolic process
Cellular component (GO): extracellular region
Molecular function (GO): glycerophospholipase activity
Source: RefSeq, a predicted model, not a curated record